AAACAGCGCAAGCUAACUAUCCAUCGCUGCCGUCUGACUGACUUCGACGAGCAGGAGGGGCCCAGCGCAAAGGCAUGGCGAAGUUCUUGGAACGCAACGCCAACGGGGAGGAUUCCAGGUUCUGCGUGAUUUUGGGCGCCCAGUGGGGCGAUGAAGGCAAGGGCAAGCUGGUGGACAUCCUGGCGCAGAACGUGCAGCUCUGCGCCCGGUUCAACGGCGGCGCCAACGCGGGCCACACCCUGUUGGUGGACGGCAAGAAGUAUGCGUUUCAUCUUCUUCCUUGCGGGAUGAUCAACAAGGCCUGCAAGAACCUCAUCGGCAACGGCGUCGUGGUACACAUCCCAACGCUGAUGAAGGAGUUGCAGGAGCUUAAGGAGUUCGACCCGCGGGCGCUUGAGAGGAUCUUUAUCUCCACGCGCGCGCACGUGCUCUUUGACAGCCACCAGAUCAUCGACGGCAUCUUGGAGGCCGAGCAGGGGACCAACUCCAUCGGCACCACGAAGCGUGGCAUCGGCCCCUGCUACUCCGCCAAAGCCAUCCGCAAUGGGCUCCGCUUCGGGGACCUCCUCCACUUCGAGGAGUUCGAGCGGCGGUUGCGGGAGCUGAUCGCGUGGUCGCAGAAGCGCUUCGGUGACCCUCGCGAGAAGGACACGCCCGCACAAUUACAGCUCCGCAAGGCGUUGAGGGAGUAUAACACCAAGUACGCCUUCGACCCGGAGGGUGGCCAGAAGGGCGGCGUGGAAAACAUCGAGGAGGAGAUCGCGCGGUACCGGCAGUUCUCGGAGAUCCUGCGGCACCAGAUCGUGGACAGCGUCACGCUGAUCCAUGAGGACAUCUCCAGGGGCUACAAGGUCCUGGUGGAAGGCGCCAACGCCGCGCUGCUGGACAUCGACUUUGGCACCUACCCCUUCGUGACGUCUUCGAACACCACGGUGGGCAGCGUGUGCACAGGCCUUGGAGUACCUCCAAAGCAGAUCGACACCGUGAUCGGUGUGGUGAAGGCCUACACUACGAGGGUGGGGCAUGGGCCCUUUCCAACGGAGCUGCAGAACGAGGCUCAAAGCCUCCAGGACCACAUGGAGAUGUACGUGGGCCCUGAGCAAUCCUUGGAGCGCAAGGGACACAGCGCCGGGCCCUACUGUGUGAGUCCCAACACGCAGGUGAAGGUGGGGGAGAUGCUGCAGGAGGUGGGCCACGAGUACGGCACCACCACGGGGCGCCGAAGGCGCUGCGGCUGGCUGGACCUCGCCCUGGUGAAGUACAGCGCCAUGGUGAAUGGCUUCGAUAGCAUCAACUUGACCAAGCUGGAUGUUCUCACCGGCUUGAAGCAAAUCCGCAUUGCCAUCGCCUACCGGAACUCCCGGAUGACCGAGGUUCGGUUGCCCUGCGGGUACUUCCCCUCGCACCUGGAGGAUCUCAAGGACGUGGUGUGCGAGUACGAGACCAUGGAGGGCUGGGCGGAGGAUAUCUCCAAGUGCACCAGCUUCAAGGCGCUGCCCGCGAACGCCAAGAAGUACGUCCUCAGGAUUCAGGAGCUGCUGGGGAUCCCCAUCUCGUGGGUGGGCGUGGGGCCUGAUCGCGUGAGCAUGCUCAAGGUGGACGAACCUAUCGUACGCCCAGAUGGAUCAGUCUCCGCUUCCCCGAACUUCCCCUCGAGCCCCCUACGCGGGAGCCCGCGGAUUUGACGCGCGCGGACGGCCAAGUGCCUUGCGCUGGGCUGGUCAACCCCUAAAAGAUGUCCGCCAUUGAAAUACGGAGAGUUUCUCAAAACGCUUGGACUCAAGAAUGUAUCUCCAGCUAGGAGUUGGUGGCACACUCGCUUCGGUUCGUGUGCGCAGCUCCUGGUCACUAGGGCACUGGGGUCCUACACGCGAUGCCGU
Effrenium voratum is the source of this 1880-nucleotide messenger RNA. Lineage: Eukaryota; Dinophyceae; Suessiales; Symbiodiniaceae. The record is from the annotation of a GenBank genome assembly.